This is a messenger RNA of Cornus florida, 1002 nucleotides long. RefSeq names its product probable E3 ubiquitin-protein ligase XERICO. NCBI's taxonomy places the organism in Eukaryota, Viridiplantae, Streptophyta, Magnoliopsida, Cornales, Cornaceae. The record is from RefSeq and is a predicted model, not a curated record. The coding region runs from base 300 to 698 and encodes 132 amino acids. The transcript is spliced from 2 exons.
CACGGCUAUCCUCACUAUCAUAUCGAAAUGGUAACGCUCUCUGUAAAUGGGGAUCUCUUUGUCGCCAUAGAUCUUUUGUAAAUUAUUGUAUCUAGAUGUUAACGGUGGCUAUGGCAACAGAUCUCCUGGUGAAUGUUAACGGUAGAUAUGGCGAUAACGAAGAGGUCUAUUUACAUGGCUUCACUCCACUUCACUAUGGCGACAUCACGUGACUGUACUGGAAGAUGGUAACGGUGGAUUAUGAAAAAUGAAGGGAUUAUAAAAAAUCAAUCGAUAAUUCUUUCAGGCUUCAAAUUAUAAUGGGUCUCGCAAAUAUGUCACCAACUGAGGAGGGGAAGGUUAUCGUAAUUGUGGCAAGUGCUCUGCUAUCUAUCUGGGAUGUCAAAGAUAUGUUCGUCUCCAUGCUUCGCUUUGUGGGCAUUCAUAUUGCAUCAGCAUUUCGGUUUGUUCAUUUAAGAAGGCCUGAACAAGAGGAGUGCUCGAUUUGCCAAACAGAGUUCAAACCCGUGGCGCAGAUAAACAUUCUCCCUUGCGGCCAUGUUUUCCACAAAUUGUGCUUGGAGAAAUGGCGGAGGAAUUGUCGAGUCACAUGCCCUAAUUGCUACAUGACGCCCACAGAGGAAGAGAGUCGUUUACUGGCAAUACUCCGUGCAGUUUACAGGAAAUGCUCCUUGAAGAAGUUGCGUUCUACAGCUUAGCUUACUAGUUUACACACAGUUGUUAACACGCAUCAUUUGGGCUAUGUAACCAAAUGUUAUCUAUCAUGUACAUAUUUUUGUAAGAUAGGUUUUCUGAAGUUCUAUGCUUCUUGAACUUAGGGAGUAGCUUUGCUUUUGUUUUUGGAGUUGUGGUUUGGUUUGUUGUUUGGUUGGUUUUUGUUUUUGGAGUUGUGGUUGAAUAGUUGUUUGGUUGGGUGGCCUUGCCCCUUUGUCUGAUUGUAUAAUAUUUUCCAUUAUCAAUAUAAUUAUCGUACUUAGCAAAAAAACAGUUGUUUAUGAAAAG